AUGGUGCUUCGGUGAGCUUGACUUGCUCUUUCUUUUAACGCUCAAGCUGCCUUUUCAGUAGGAAGCGAUGAGAGCUGCCACACAGCAGACGUUGUUCUCUUCGCUCCUGAUGGACAUCAGCUUGAUUCUUCUCUUCACUUCUCUCGCAGAUUCAGGUGGAUUAUGGGCAGAAGCUGAAGUAACAGGAGUUGUGGGACGAGCGAUCACAAUAGACUGUCGAUAUGGUAAGCAGACGUACUCGCGACACAGGAAAUAUUGGUGUCGGGGGCACUUUCGCUCCACUUGUAAAGUUGUAAUUGAUACAAGAGCCGACAAUGGACAACGAGGAAAUUUCUCAAUCGUAGAUAACGCCAGAGACGGGGUAUUUACUGUAACUAUGAAGAAUCUCAACACGAGAGAUACAGGAUGGUAUUGGUGUGGUAUUGAUAAGCUUGCCAACGAUCGAAUGUUUGCUGUAAAACUACACAUAUCUGACGCGCCCGUGUCUAUGCCUGUAAUUAGAUUUUUAUCAGCACCCACUGCCUCAUGUUCGGAAGGUUAUGUCUCCAUCUCCUGUGAGACCAUCAAUGGAUCCCUUCCCAUUCAGUAUGAAUGGUACAGAGAGACAGAGAAUGAAGCUUUAGAGAUCUCUCACAGCAACAAACUAGACAUACAAUGCAUCUCCACCGCCCAGUGUCACCAGUACUACUGCACAGCCUCAAAUAGCAAAGGAAAACAAUCCAGUGAAAAUGUUGAAGUCUCAGUCUUACAACCUGUACAGACAGCCUGCAGUUGCUCCGUACAAAUCAACAUUCCUGGACAUAAAUAUUCCUGUCCCGAGAUCACAACCAAGCCAACAUCAACUGCACAUGUUCCAGCUGCAAGCAUCUCCUCCACUGUCACACAAGCCACCUUCACGGCAACUGAAGGUGAACAGUACAGGUUACUGUACAUUGUGCUGGGAGUGCUGGGGCUGCUGCUGAUUGCAGGCAUUCUGUCUGUACUUUUGCUCAGGAAGCAAAAGCAAAAGAAAAAGCACGGUAAAAGAACGGUUGGCUCACGUGGAGCAGGGAAUGGUGAUGAGCUUGAAAGCAAUAUUACAUACGCAACUGUGCAGAAGAGGCAAGCUCGUUCUGUGGCUGGGAGCAGCGAGGGAGCCACAUUUACUGGAGAUGCCGACAUCAAUUACGCAGAAGUGCAGUUAGUUCAGAGAUCGGCAGAGAGUGGAACACCAGCCACGCUCUCACCUGACACUGGCAACACCACCAUUUACAGCAAUAUCAUGGUUCAAAAUCCACCGUCGCAGGACAGAAAGGAAAAUUGGAAUCGGUUGGAAUCAACAGAAUAUGCUACAGUUGCACAUUAGCAGCAAGAAUAGUGAUGGGUAUGUGUGUGUGGUGGGGGAGAGGGAAUGCAACCCAUGAUGUGCUAUUGAUCACAAGUCGCAAUUUUCGCUAUAUUGAUGCAUCGCGAUGUGGGGCAGGAGUAGCUCACAAUGCCUUUAUUCCCAUUAGCCGUUUUUGGCUCCAGUAAAAUGCGCAGGGCUUUAUGCGGCAAUCCUUUUAUGUUAUUUUUGUCGGACGUUCAGAGAUGCUGCACUAUUUGUGUCCAAACUGUCCACAAAAAAAAACAUCACCCUGAUGGGAUUUCCUCUGUCUGGCUGAGCAGGUAGACACAUGCUGCGGGAUUUCCUCUGGCUCCAAUUAAACAACUCAGGGGAUCCCAUGUGUGUGACCGGCAUUGCCUAAUGUAACGCUGCGCUGAAUGUUUACGCCUUUCGCUGAGUUGAAUAAAAGUCUCAAC
Molecule: messenger RNA, 1782 nt
Organism: Callorhinchus milii (elephant shark)
Lineage: Eukaryota; Metazoa; Chordata; Chondrichthyes; Chimaeriformes; Callorhinchidae
Exons: 7
Coding region: 68-1345 (425 amino acids)
Source: RefSeq, a predicted model, not a curated record